AUGGGUCUGAACUUCAAGUUUCAACUUUGUGCCCGUGUAGGUGAGUCCACAGUUUUCGUUCGGUUUCCUCAGCGUAGUUGCAGGCCCUAUCACUGCGACAUAUCUUGUAGACAAUUGUCGAUGUUUCGGUAAGUGGCAGCAUGUCCUUAGGUUGCAUUAAAAGGCGACGAAGUAAUACCCAAGGUCGAUGAGCGAUGCCUACUGCGCCGGGUUGUAAUAGUCAAGAAACCGCCCUGAAGGCUCCUUUGAGGUAGGAAAUGGCCCUCCAGACUUCUAGUUGCUGUUCCUUUUAGCGUCACCUGUUCGCUCGACAUCUGUUUUGCUCGAGAAAUCUGUCCAGCUCUUUCACCUUUUUGAAUUACCGUCCCAGAACGUUUGACCUUGGGUAACGAGGUCGUCUGCACCGUUUACUGUCGUAUGAACUGCAUCCUGAAGAUUUGUAGUCAGUCAACACAUAGGUAAAGCAGGCAAUGACGUUGGAAUUCUUGGUUGGCGUCCAGACUCGCGAUAUUUACUGAGUAGAAAACAACCUCUUGGGGGGAAAAUCGAUUGCAUGGGCUGCACCGAAGUCAGCUUGGCAUUUGCUGCCGAACGAUCAAUAAAAUUGCAUGUGCAGUCCUUUAAUGAUUGACAAAGCCGGACACACAGCUACGGAACCCAUUAACAUCUUGACAUUCCGACCUUCGUUGCCGACGAUGUCCACUUGUGCGUGAAUUAGUUUAUAGUGAAUGUAAACUUGCACAGCAUCUACCGUAUUUUCUCCUCCUCCCUCACAUCGACCUGGUGUCAUGACAGAGUCAAGAUGACCGGAGGUGGGGGAGGGCGCAGGUGGAUAGAACGGUCGAGCGCGCACCUUGAUGUUCCUCUCCACACCCCCUGGUCCACACGACAAAUGACCAGGUUUUGGCCGACAACAACAAUGGGGGGAGUAGGGAUCUCAGUGUGAGCAACGGCUGCCGGCUACCGGGCCCGCCACUAUACCCCGAUGGCGGGGAGAUAUUCUGCGCUCGAGAGGCGGCAACAUACGAACAGUUGCGUUUUCUGCACAGAUGUCUCCAAGACGGACCAACCUCACGAUGGCUGAGAUGUAAAGCUCCCCUUAACACGGUUAUGAGAGGAGACGUUGUGAGGCGGUUUGUCAAACAGAUGACGAGAGCUCUGAUCAUGACUGUCAACGGCGUUCGCAGACAUACAAAGCCAAGAUCGAUGAGAGUAGAAGACAGUGUGUCAACACUCUAGGGAAUUCUGUCGCCGCUGAUCUUGGGAAGACGACCUCUACUUUGGCACACCACAGCCAAGCAAGAAGAGAGAAGUUUUGGAACGGAACUUGAUUAGGCUAAAACCAACAGGCACGGAAAGCUCAAACUUGGUGCACAAACUCUCGUCUAAACAGUUAACAGAGCGGCAAAUACGAGUGCUACGGCGUGAAACUUGUUUCAACACUGUAGAUGCCAAUCCUGUCGACUUCAUUGCAGCCCUGGAAGCUAGGCUCAUGAUAAAUGAAACAUCCGACGACAAGAAACAUUCCGUCCGACAAAGUGUUACCUCCUUGUUGAUGACACAAAGACCAACCCAAUGCCUUUUGCAGAUUGUGUCAAAAGCUAUGAGGGAUCUAAGGAAGGACGACAGACUUAUCAUUCGGCCUGCUGACAAGGGACAACCAACCGUCGUGAUGAAUCGAGAAGACUCUAAUUAAAAAGCUAAAACCCUUCUUGAUGAGAGAGAAUUUUAGAGAACAGCAGGAACUCACAAGACAAAGCAAUGGCAGAUCGACUGAGCAAACUGCUUAGAGAAUAGCGGCACAAAAAUGUGAUCACAGAGAAUGAAUGGCACCAAAGGAAGGUAACGGACACCGCGCUAGCUCGAUUCUAUGGUCUGCCAAAAAUGCAUGAAGCAAAUUUCCACUGUGACCAAUCGUGGCCCUAAACGGCUGCCCCACCUAUAAUUCGGCAAAGUGGAUGUUCGCAAAACUGAAGUUCCUCUGAGGCAAUUCGACUACAUCAGUUCGAUCAGCAUCUCAAUUUCUCAUAGACUUCCGAGACCAGAGGAUUCAAUCGGACGAAAUCGUGGUUCCCCUUGAUGUGACGUCUUUAUUCACAUCCAUUCCACCAAAGUUUGGCCGCGAAGUCCCGCACAAGAGACUUGAAGAGGCCUACGAAGAUACUCAGAAUGCACUCAAAACUGAACACCUCAUGGGACUGUUUAAAUUCUGCCAACAAACUUUCUUCACUUUUGCUGGGGAGACCUAUGGAAAUAUCAAGGGAGCCCCAAUGGACCCACCGGUCUUCGGUUUAGCGGCAGAACUGGUUCUACAGGAGUUAGAAAAGAUUGCCAUCAUCCAACGUAAGCCGGUAUUUUGGCACCGCUACAUAGACGGCACGUUUGCUAUCUUAAGGAAGGACACGCUACAACAUUUCCACAGCCCGCUCAAAUCAGUCUUCCCUGGUAUAAAAUUCACGAGGGAAGAAGAACAGAAACAGCAGUUGCCCUUCCUUGAUGUGCUCCUCAGACGAAACCAUAACGGUGAACAUGAAACGACGGUUUAUAGAAAGGCAACGAACACCACACAACUUCUCAAUCUUCACAGCAGCCAUCCGGUGGCUCACAAACGAAGCUGUGUGAAGACGCUCUUCAAACAGCAAACCGGGAGAACGAGCACGUGAGACCCGUUAUCUCCGCGAUCAGUUUGUGCAAAAUGGCUAUCCGAAGGCAUUCAUAAGUCGCUGUCUACGCGGUUGCCCCCAGAGAACCCAAACAUUAACGCCACCAAUGAUAUGACAUUCCCUGCCAUACAUCAAGGACGUUUCAGAGGCAACCGAGGGCAUUGCUGCUGAGCGAGGUGUUGGAAUUGCUCACCGCCUCCAAGCCAUCAUGCGCAGUAGGGUCAUGAAAAGUAAAGACCGGUUCAAGCUUGAGGAGCAAUCUGGGGUUGUGUAUCUCAUCCCGUGCCAAAACUGUCCUUGUAACUACAUAGGCUAAGUUGGGUGCAUGUUCGAAUCGCCCAUACACGGACAUAAGCUGGCUGUGCGAUAAGGCGACACAUUAUCGCAGGUGGCCGCUCACGCCUACAAAAUGGGUCAUGAGUUUGACUUCGCAGCCACCAAAAUAGUCGUCCACGCCGAAAACAAAACGGGCCGAGAAUUGAUUGAAGCCUGGACCUUGGGAGAGAACUCAGUCAAUUGAUUUGUCGAUUUUGCGUCGGCAUACAGAGCCCUACGCAGCCAUCCCCAGUCCUGCGUCAUCGGUCGGUGAUUGGCCUGCAUGCCCUAUAACUGUCGCUUGUUCUUUUGCUGCUAUUAUCUCUGACAAUGGACUCCCGCACGAGUUCGAAAGCCCAGCACAAUAAACAGAGUGUUCCGGUGCUCUACCAUCCUUCUUCUUCAAUUAUGCGUAUACCUGGAACUCGAACUUUCGACUUUAUCCAUGUUGGCAUUUGUUAUGCGUGCAACCCGAUAACGCCUGCCAGAAUCCGACAUGGACGCGUGCUCUUCCAGUGCAUCGACCGCGUGGCCCGUUUGGGGGGGACCAAUUAACAUUCUAGCUGAGCGUGACUAGCAUAACCAGUCAACGCAACAGUGCGCGCGAAAGGAGGUUACUGCAUGACUUGAGCAAACAAAAAUGUAGAGUGCAAAAUCGAGUCCAAAACGCGCACACCAAAAAUUACUCUGGUGCACGCAUUGACCAGUGAAGACAUAAGGGCGGUUCGCUCAAAGAUCUCGGCUCAGUGCUUAUGUGAGGUGCCGUAUUUUAGAAGUUGCGAUUCAGCUGUUAACAAGUACGGGAGAUUUACAUCGCAUAUAAUGACUACCCGAAGGCGACUUGUGUCCGUUUAAAGCGAACCCGCAGACUUUUUUGACCGGAGGUAACCACCGUGCGAAAUAACGUGGGUUGACGUAGUUAGCUUACCCUUCUGUUGUGCGGUAAUUCCGUCAGAGUAACGGACUUCCAAUCGUUCGCCAUGAGAUAUUUUAUCCGUUGGGGUAAGCCACUCACAGCCACUGAAGCCCCACUACAUAGAAAGCUAAGAGAGGAAGACAAGCAGGUCCUCUAUAUAAGGUAAUUAGAUCUCCAAUUUUCUCCAGUAUACUUCCAGUCAGGUUAGUAGUCGUUGUCUGAGACAAUCGUUUCCGCGCUCUCGAGACGGCAUUAGUAAACUUUUGGAAGUAGGUAGUCAGCCAAGAAGAACCCUGCAUCAAAUUCGUCCGAAUUUUGUUCAAUGGGACAAAAAUCAAAGAGCUUCUGUUUUAAAUGUCUGGAAAAGGUGCGUUCGAUGAAAGGCGAAGCUGUUGCCCUUCCUCCACUACCUCCUGUUCUCUGCCAGUGAAAACAGGCCUCCAUUCCCAUCCUCUAUUUUUAACCCAUCAGCGUAAAUACCCGAUCGGAACCAACAGGACAACGAGCCCGUAGCUCAGCGGUUAGGAACGCUGGACUUAUAACCAACAGGUCGCGGGAUCGAGGCCCAGGUGUUCAACACCACGAAGUUGGGUAUGACUGGCUGACGACGGCUAAUAAGCCAAAAAUGACCAUCUUAGUCUCCCAUGUCUUUGUCGGUAAUGCAAUUCUGCCUAUAUUAUGCGUCGCCAUGCGGCUGCUGCCGGAGCUCAAGAGAGAGCUUCAAGGUGCAAAGGGACGAGGGAGUUAUGUGGGGCGACCGGUGAACGCCCCAAUACCGUUAUAUAUGUAUAUGUUUAUAUAUUUAUAAAUACAGUAGGUGGGUUAACUCAAAAAAUGUCAACCGAAAUUCCGAAAUGCGUUUUCGUUUUGAAAAGAUUAAUUAAGUAAGGUUGUAAAUCUAAUCUUUGUGCAGCAUAGUUCUCUAAUAAUUCCGUUAUCUCAACAUGCCGGCCUUCGAACGAAAUCCUUUCCAGCUGCAUGCAGAAAUUACACUCUGUAAAAAAUGACUACUUAAGCAGCAUGCAUUUUUCUCAUUGAUUUUCGAUACCCUUAAAAGUUCAGUUAUAUCUCAUGGAAAACAUGCAUAAAAACAUUCAUUCUUUUGCUCACUCGGUAGAAAGUUAUGUCACCUUCCAAGUUUAUACUCGAAGGAAGGGUAUAAUUUGGUUUUAAAAAAGUUUCUCAUUGUGAGACUUUUAACACGGUGAAAUGGCCGUUCUUAAAACGUCAUGUCUCUGCAUUUACCAAUGUGGUUUGUAAAGUUAACGAUAUGGCUAAAAUCCACUGUUAAAUUCUAUGAACCUCAUAUGGUCUCGUCUUUAUACCGUUGAGAAAUGUAUCGUUUUCCGUAUGGGGAAAAUAUUCGGCUUGUAGUUUCGGAAUUCUGAAUGCAAGCGUAACGUCAGGUCGGAAUGCAAAAUUAUUCGAAAAUUUCAAAAGUUUUUGAAAACCGAGUUACACCCUUCCUUCAAGUACAAAAUUGGGAGAAGACGUAAUUUUCUACCGAGUAAACAGAAGAAUGAAUAGUUUUAUGCAUGUUUUCUAUGAAAAUAAUCGAAAAUUCAUGAGAAAAAUGUAUGCUGCGUAAGUAGUCAUUUUUACAGAGCAUAGUUUUUGCAUGCAGCUAGAAAGCAGUUUGUUCGAAGGCCGCCAUGCUGAGGUAACUGAAUUAUUAUAGAACUAUGCUGCACGAAGAUUAGAUUUACAACCUUACUUAAUUAAUCUUUUCAAAACGAAAACGCAUUUCGGAAUUUCGGUUGACAUAUCGUGAGUUAGCCUACCUGCUGUAUAUUUCCAACGUUUCAAAUCUCCUAGCUUUAAGGAAACAUGUAAUCUGCAAAAUAGGUUGUCUUUGAAAAGUUCAACUGAUUCUUCCCUCUCCUCUAAUGACGAAGAUUUGUACGCCUGAAAUAUUUGUUAGAAAAUAAAAAAGACGCACCGCGUGUUACAUAUUGCAAGUUACACCUUCGUUAAUCUAUAUUCCUCGUCUCACUGAUUAUCCGAGUUUUUUAGUUUUGGGUGUUAUAUCAGAAUUUUCCUGCAAGGUCUUAGCACUGCAUUAUGCGAAUCGAUAUUUAAGGCAAGCGCCCUUUGCGAGUACAAAUUUUUGAGGUCCAGAUUGUCCUACUGAUAGCAUUAGGCCAGUGAAGAGGCCCGUAUUCAUCAACAGAUGCCCCCAAAAGGACUUUGCACCAGGCGAUCACUAGCCAUCUAGUCAAGGACCUGGCACUAGAGUCCAUGGCGGUGGGUACAUUCUGUAUUUGCCUUUUUGUUUAACGGUCAAUUUACACCGCCACUGCGUGUCGGCACACUGUUUACUUAACCAUCAGUCUUAGUCAAAGUGGGGGGAUCACGUGUGUGAGACAAUAUAUGAAACCUAAGAGAACUACGAAAUAAAUAUAAGAACUUCGAGGUAACCAUGGAAGCCUCACGACUUCACUACCACGGCUAUGCGUUCAGUCGAGUAGAUGUAAUAUGAUUAGCGUCCAAAAGCUGGUAGCGGUCGGUCUUAUUAAAAUUAUGGGCUAGUCCUAAAAAAGUAUGAAACGUACCCUCUCCGUUGACGACAUAGUCGACCUACCUGUCAGAUGGGGUGCGUUCCCAUCUCAGCCAUCCUUUGGUCAUGUGACUGUUGGUGGGAAUAAACCCUCAGUUUUCGUCAAAUGUGAUUGCUUUUCCUUAACUAGCAUGCUCGUAGGGCAAUUCAGGCCUGUCAGUAUUCUGGGGUGUUAAAAGUGUUUUUUUAGUCUCGUUCAAACUCCCGUUUUAGUCGUUGUUGACAAUAGAAACUAACGAAUUCGGCCGCGUUCGUUGCAAUCAUCUACGACUGAUUUACUGGGUUUCAUAACACAUGUGGCUCUCUACCAUAAUUACUUGGAAAGUUGAAUACAAGAGGAACCCGUAGGUGAAUACAGAAAGUCUUGACAGAAUGGUCCCUGUCUCUUUUCUUCAGCAAAAGCACUUUGACUGCUUUCAUGUAGAGGACUUCUUGACUGUAACGACACUAAAGUCGGAUAUCAGCACCAUCAGCUGGCAGUCUACCAGUCCUACCAAUUAAUCGUACUUCUAGCUUUCUAUUUGGGGUAAGUAAUGCGCACGCUGACUGGAAGCACAACUCCCUCUUUCGGUCGUUUUCAACACUGAAUGAGAACAUUCUUUGGAGAUUCAUUCCUUCCCAAUACUUAUCAACCACCUUUUCUUUAUUUCUGUAGGUAUGGCGUUUACUGAGGGCGAUUUACUGUCCACAAAACGCUUACUGUAUCCACAUGGACAGAAAACAAUCACCGCGGAUCAAGAGCUGGCUUCAGACAAAGAUCAAGGCCUGCCUUCCAGAUUCCUCGAACGUCCAUCUCCUAUCCACAAUUGAUGUCCAACACUCGUACAUAUCUGUCUUGGAGGCUGAUCUUCUCUGUAUGCGGCUCUUGUGGCAACUGACGACAACGAAGGGGACGUCGACCUCACAGCAUCCGCCCUGGCGUUACCUUAUAAACCUAACCGGUCAAGAGUUCCCUCUCAAAAACAACCUGGAACUGACGCGAAUACUGCGUGUGCUGAACGGGGCUAAUAUAGUCCAACAGUUAAAGUCAGUAGACUUUGAGAUAGACUCUUUAAAUGGGACCGGUGUCCGAAUACGAUUUUUCCCGCGAAAAUCUAAACAAACAUGCUCGGGUCGUUUUUCAUAACAUUCCGGUCGUUUACUUUAGCUUGCUUUGUACUCAGUGAACUGCUCUCUGCAGGAGACAGUUUCAUAAGCAGAAGUACCGUACAUGCACUGAUCGGGAUGCCUAACCCAGGGCAAGGAUUACAUUUGAAAGAAAAGAACCACAGCAAGAUUGAGCUUGCCUGUUUGCCUCACUGCUAGGCACCCUUCAUGUUUGCUGGUAGUAGAACGGACUUCCAUGAGAAAUUAAAUGCAUAAUAAGAAGAUUUACCUCUGGUGAAUAAGAGGUCGCAAACUAGCAGUGGUAGUCUUAACGUGAUGUAGAGAAUUUAGGUCUGGCGAAAAGACUACUUUCCCAAAUGCCGCGGAGUUCGAUGACAGCACUGAAGUAUGACAAGCAUGAACUGCUAUGAAAAAGGCUCUUUCUGUUGCCUAUCAGGCUGACUAUCUAUUCGAAGGCCAAGUCUUCUACUAGAGCAGCCAAUCUCAACUAAAAUCACUAGUCCUUCUUAAAAAUUCGAGUCUCAAGCAGUCACUACAUUCAACUAAGAUGCAAGCGGUCCUCAUCAGGCAUAAUGGCAGAUAGCUCAAUAAAUUAAACAUCCCGACGUGUACUUGCGAUCUAAUGGCGGAUUUCGUCUCACGGCAAAUGCAUCGUGGCUCAUAAAAUCUAUCAGUCGCUACACCAAGUCCAUUGACACAUUGUUGAAACAUGAAGCAAUAUUUCCCCGGAAUGAAUUUAAAGCAGGCAUGGACAGCAGAUUUUAUUGGAAGCAGUAAAUUUUGCGACGGCUUAUCAACUGCAGUCUGUCGUUACAUAACACAGAAAACAAGUGAGAAAGAUACAGAAGUUUGAACUUCGACAGAGAAAAUCAAUGUAAAACAGCAAGGUCAUCGUAUACUGCACGCAGACUAACCAAUAAAAUGGCAACUUCAAACGCAAUAUAGGAAAAAAGGGGAAGUAAACACGUCGAGGGAUUUCGUAAAUCAACGACAGGCCGCAGUUGAUAAGACGUCGCGAAAUUUACCGGUUCCGAUAAAUUCCGCUGUCCAUGCCUGCUUUAAAUUGUUGAAACAGUCAGGCAGAAGCUCUUCGGACGUGAUCCUCUAUACUGCCUUUCAGCCGGGUACUUUUUCCUGGUGGUCUUCCCCGUUUUACUUUUGUAUCUCGUUUGUCCGAAGAGAUCCAGAGGUUUCUUUUUUCUGGCGUUUCGCAUAUCCGCGAGUGUCUGUUGGCAGAGUCAGAAUGCGCAACUGGCCGUUGCCCGGCCGUGCGGAAAGUGCCAUAAUAUAUGAACUCGCAUUAUUUGUCCCACGCUUCUGUAAGCACACUGCCUUCACGGCGGCGCAACAAUCCGUCUUCAUAAGUGCAUGCCCGGAACUGCCAGCUUCGCUUGAUUGCAAGCGAUAUUCCCAAAUCUGCUGCCUGGAGCGCAUCUAGUUUAUUCGAUAGGACACGGGAAUAGAAACUUGCCCGUCUUUGAUACAGGUAGUCUUGCGCUAAAUUCCAGGGAGAUUAGGGUUUAGGUUGAGGACUAGUGUUAAGAUUAGGACAGGGGAAUAGGUACCCCUUCUGGAAUUUAGCGCAGGACACCUGUAUUCCAGAGUCUUUUCUAUUUGCCUUUCUUCCAUUUUAUUCUGCCUGUACGAGGCAAGAUAAUAUCUAGGCCAUCCUACACAGGAUACUCACAAAAUGUUUAUAUUCAUAGGCUUGCAGAAAUACCGCAGCAUGUCAACCGCCGGUUUUGGGGGUCAGUCGUAGAAGAGUCUACACAUAGAUUGGAAAUAAUUUGAAAUAUAAGUUGGUCUUCGUCUUAUUGUAAUAUCCAUCGUUGCACACUGAAGUACGGACAUCGCGAAUAGAUCCUGGCAUUCCUGAAGUAUGUCGCGCCAUUUAAUUGCGAUAAAAUCUACCCCCCCCCCUCACCCGAGAUUGCAUACCUGAAUUUUGUCAAAUAUCGCUGGGUCAUUGACCGAAUGCAAAUGCGGUCCCCUACUUUGAGGGUUAAGUUCUCUGUGACGGAACGAUGUGUUGCUGCAAACACAGAAUCGACUACAAUUUAGACUUGGCCAGUGCUGACAACCUCUAGUCUCUGUAGUGUUCCACUGCAGAUGCAGGGCUGCUCCAGUUUCAAAGCAGUUUUGGGCGUCGACACAACUUACUCGUCUUCCUUACUAGUUAGCGCGUGGCCUGUGGUUAUGGUGGUUAAGUUACCCCGUUUUCUUUAUUCAGUUCAUUAGGGUCCUUCAUCCUAUUGUUGCCCUCUAUGUUGUACCAUGUCAAUGGACAUGUCUGUUGGUAUGAUAACAAGGUUAGCGACGCAUUUGACAAAGUAUCCCUUUCCUUUGACGAGUGAGAUGCCAAACCGGGCCAGGGGGACCAUGAGGAAGAGGUAUCCAACCAAAAGACAGUGCACAAAGUCGCAUUCACGAAGGAUGUCAACGACAAGACUCGACCCCUCGAGUUGAGAGCACGACUCAGACCCACUUAUCAACACACCAACAUUAGAAAGCAUUUUUCCUCUCCCCGCAUGUUUCUUUUCCCCUUACUGCGGUCACGAUCCCUUGUGACCUCUGCGGCGGAGUACGUUAUUUGCACCCCGCGCCACUUAGCUCCAGGCUUUCGACACGCUCUGCGGUUCAUUCCAUUUUAGAGCACCAGUGAAAUUCACCAUUGACGGAUUCGUCCUGUCAGCAUUUAUUGGGAUGCACUACGUAAGAUACACACUUGCUUCCCCUGACAACUUGCCCACUCACUAGCACACCCUGGCAUUUGUGUGCGCGCCCGCAGCAGCUUUGAACACAGACCAGCAUUGUCGUGAGUAGGAAGCUCAACGCAAUGUCGGCUCCUACACUACAAAUGCCCACAGCCAGCGUGACAAUACAAAACAGACAGUCUUCCAAGAAUUGCUUUAUUCUCGUCUCUUCAGUCAGAAGUCAUCACGUUAAGCAAUCUGCGUUGCAUAUUUUAACCUACCCUCCUCCUCGAGGGCAACUCGAAUGAAGGUGCGAACAGUAUUCACCGUCAUCGUCGGACGUAAUAGUGUCCUUCAAUGUAACCUCUGGUAAAGAGGUUUCUACAGUUUCUACGAAGGAACUUCACAACUUUCUUGCCUUCAGGAAGAGAAACAGCCAUCGGAGACGGGGUCGGUAACAAAAACAGAUUGAUAUAACCUGUCAAAAGUCAGCAAACUGACGUAUAUGGUAUCGCGGCUACCAUUUAAAGUGUACAAAAUUACAGCGCAAGGACCGCAUGUAGGGCAUGGUAAUGUCAAAACCUCUGCAGAAAAAGUCAUCUUGCUUAGUGGCUGCAAACCCCGGCUUCCACUCGCUGCCGAUCAAGAGAUACAAAUGUUUGACACCUGCUGCUUCCGAAGAAGGCUUCCGUUGUGCCUUGUGAACCAUUACUCAAAUACGAACUCCAACGCCCAUUGGGGAAGUCUGCUGACGUUGUGAUAAAGGUCGUCGACUCGGGCUGUCUGAUCGCGCACUCUGCCAACUCGGAGGCGGUGAUCGUUCACAACGUCAUCUCCCUGAAUCUCUGUCCGGGUUGGUGCAUCCGACAUGCUGACCAAUUUAGGAAGAGAACGGGUGUCUCUAAAUAGGUCCUAAAGAGCAUUCUGGGUACGACGGUCUUCGAGAAGGGUAUCCAACUGAACAAUAAGUUGCGGGUAUGUGACUGUCGACACAGGAUAUAAACGCGUCAGUUUUUGACGUUGUGUAAACUGGAGUCGACUAAACUUGCAUUGAUUUCGGUCGAUACAAGUGAAAAAAAAACAAUCUGCAAUUUAUGAAUUUUCUUAAGAUCAGCUGCCGGUACAGAGCUCUUGGGAGCAUCAGAAAGCUGAUUUAGGUGCAGAAGGAUUCGUCGUCUUCCCAAAAUGCCAUAAAUUAGCAAACUCACAUCUGCGUGUUAGCGGAUGAUGGAUAAAGAUACGGAGAUCUAGUAACAAAGCAUACGAGUGUGCGUCCAUUUCAAUGUGGGGUAGCACUCGAUGCAUCCAAAAACAACUGUUUAUUGGGGAGACACAGAUGAAAUCUUGGUUCUUCUGCGCCACCAAUCCCAUUGCCGGGACCGCACCCAUGACCCCCUGUGAUCCGUGUGUUUGCCAGUCGUCCCGUUUCCCCCUAGGUUUUGCUAGGAGAUAUGACUGACCUAAGAGAGCAGGCGUAAGUGUGGACAAUUUGUUGCAUCGGACUCGCCCGUGUUUAUCGGUCAGGCUCCUCAAAUUGUCGUUCAAUAUGCUGCGUUGAGCCAAAUGUUUUAAGUUCGUGUAUUCAUAUUAUGCUAUCAUCAGUCCAAAACUUAUAUGUAUGUAUGCAUAUAUAUAUUCUAUGUUUUCUUUUUAAUUAGCUCCUUUGUAGACAAUUACCUUUUUGCGAUCCACGUCACCCUAUUGGGAGCUUGGGCACCAAAGGCAUAGCGAGCGUCAGUUUUUGUUCGUUAAAAUCUAAUAAUUAAGCUCAAAAAAUGUACUAGAAUGAGACAAGCAAAGCGGAACAGUUAUGUGUACCUGCGAAACAUAAAUCCAUUACCUCUGCAUUUCAAUGCAACGCUGAGAUUUUAAUCAUGUACUUUCUUUCAUAGAUUCGACUUCUAUAGAUACCCUAUACUCCAUCGACCUCCACAUGGACUGCAGCUCUACAAAGGCUCCGUUCACGUUGUACUGUCCUGGGCUUUUGUUGAUUUCAUCUUCACGGACCCCAGAGUUCGCGACUUUCUGCACUUCCUUCCGCAUGUUGGCGUGCCAGACGAGGCCUUCUUUUCCACUGUGAACCACAAUGCACUUCUCAGCGCACCCGGUGGUUUUCCCUGUUAGUGCCUUAACCGAUUUCAGCUUUGCCUCUUCUAGCCUUUACUGUCUUUCUGUAGGAGUAUACAAGGCUGAAAGAAAUUAGACUUUUUGGGGAAUAUGCGCUGAAAUCUUUCGUUCCGAGAUUCUGUGUAGAUGCUAGUUUUUUGACCUGGUAACUUCGGAAGGUCAAAUCCUCUGAUUCACCAUGGAAGGAGUAAGAUGAUAAAAAAAAGCUUUCGCCAAGACGCGUGAACACUAUUCCGUUCGUGGAAAAGUUGUGUUUUAAGAACAACCUAGGGCCUUUAGAGGAUUCGAGUGAGAGUGUUGUCCACAUAUCCGGCCCGAUUGCUAAGCGCAAUGCUUACGUUGCGUCCGCAAGUCGCUGAUUCAUGCGAUCCGAGGGUACUGCAGGUGUCUGUCCGUUAACCAGGUUGCAUCGCAGCUCGUUGGAUGGAUAAGGAGGAGGGCUUUAACACCAUGCCCAUGCACUCGCCACUUGUCAGCGCCUAGCUUAGCGUUAUAACAGUCGCUCAAGGGACGGUUAUAGGAAAUAGUACACUUGCGAUAAUAACAGAGGGGCGAAGUACAUUGGGAUAUGCAAUUAUUCGGAGUUAGUAAUCAAUAAGUGAAACACUCACCUGUCCGUCUGCUAAACGCUCGUAGUAGAAGCGUAAAAAUGAGAUAAACAGAGGACUCGACGUUUCACUAUAUUGUAUACUGGUUAUAAGUACUGUUAGAUAGUGAGUCACAUGUCAUUGUAGUUAACGCAUCUGACCCCACAUGAGGAGGUCUGUGAUCCGACUUUCAGGGAGGUAUUGAACGUCAGCUGUUUACGCAUCGAACACGUCGGAGUGAACAAUUUGUGACGUCUAGGUGAUGAGUGUACGCAGAGUGACACUUCGGCCUUCGUUACCAACCAUGCUUACCGUGUACCCCAGAGCAUGGUGACUUGCGCUGCAUCCACCACAUUCUCUCUUCCUCUCCCACCCAGGCCCAGUGUCAGGGCAGAGUCAAGGAGAUCGGAGGCGUGAGAGGUCGCAGGUGGCUGGUGCGGCGUACACCCGCAUCUAGACGCGCAAACCCAUCCCCUGAUUUGCACAUAAACGAGCAGGAUUUCACACAACAAGUUAACGGUGGGUGGCACAGAUCCCAACUAAGUGGGAGUACCAUAAAAGCUACAUUAAGAAGGAGCCAUUCCAGUCCGACUCUUAGUUCCUCAGUCGGCCUUUCCACACACGGAACACUGGGCUGACUGCGAGGUUCGAGAUGAAUCCGCAAUUGACGGCUUCCCUAGCCAAGACUUUUAGUGCAACGUGAUAGUCUCAAGCACACUGACCUUACUAUCUCCCCUCUUUCUCUCUCUCUUCCCUAUCCCAUGCAUCAGUCAAUUGUCCAGGCCAUUCAACCAACUGAUGCUAAGAUUGAGAGAGGCGGCCAACAGAACUGAAAACGACCUGUCUGCGCCUGCCAUGCGCACGACCGGGACCUCCACAAAAAGACACCGGGGUUUCGCACGAAGAAUGUGGGCUGCUCGGAUCUCACAUGUAGCAGAAGGGCCACAUGGAAAGAGAGCCGUAGAACACACUUCUCACUCACGUGAGAGAUUUCUAGUUUGUGCCUGUAGUGUGUGAUUUUAAGCGUGUCCAUGUGUGAUGCAUUUGUUGAUGAGGUGAUGAUGUUGGUGAUAGAGCGCUACAGUAAUUACGGCUGAAUCUCUUUUUGAAGGAGAAGGGGAAGGACACCAGCAGGGGUCGUAUGUUCUGUACAGAAGCUGGGUGGUGACCACCGCCCUGUCCUGGACGGUUUGGUGUGAAAGUUUGGUGAACCCUUAUUUUAGUCCAGAUUAUUUGCUUUUUCUCAUGAGGUGAUGCGAUAUAGGUUCAUUCUGUUAUAUUGUUUUUUUUUUCUAAUUGCUGAAAAACUCCUUCAGAAGUCUUAAGCCCCACUUCCACCCUGUCUUAUUAUGAAAGCAUUAGUUUUUAAAACUCCUACUUCCUUACAGGUGAAAUAUUUUAAAACAAAAGAAAGCCUAGGGCUUGGUAGAUCUCCCCACCACAGGUUCACGUAUGAUUGGCUAAUAAUGGCAAGUAUGCCAGAAAUGAAACCAUGUCGCCGUGAUGCGCAUCAACCGGACAGAAAAAGGUUGCUUUCAAAGGGUCGACUCCUCAUUUUGAAUUAAAAAUACCUUUCUCCUCGUACCGAACAAAAAUUAGGCCAGCCGGCCAAUUUAUCAGAAGGUAACACCAGUGGAAUUCUGGACUCAAGUUGAAUUCUGCGACCCAGUCGGCGCUCGGGGUGCCACAGGUGCGUCGUUAAAGUGAUACCGUUAUUGCACCUCAAUACUGUCGCCUUUACUGAUUGUUUCGGACGCUAAGCAAAGUUUAGACCAGGGCGGGUGAGUAGCUUUCAGCGUCGGGACAAUGAGCGCCAUCGCUGUUAUUUAUGUUUUUGUUUUUGGACAGGAAGCAACCGCUGCGGGUGACCGGAUCCUAGGCGAAUGUCCGGCCAGCGAGGACGUGGAAGACGGUAAAUGACAGGGGUAGUGUCGCAGAUUAGCGUGCUUGGACUCAAGUCUCGCAGCCGCGACACUUAGCCCGUUGCAGCCCUAUUUGCAGCCGCAGACGCAGUCGGGUUACGGGAGCCGGGGUGGUAUAUUUAGUGUUGGAAGGGUGCUGUGGACUGGCUCAUUACUUAUGACGGUGGCAGAGGGGCUCCCGCGCGUUGGUAAUAACCUGAUAGGUGUGCGUUAGGGGUGGGACGUCGUGGGCUCCAUCGGAUGAAGUGCGCUAGGCUAAUGGGCAAUAUUGUCGAGGUUCAGCCACCGUUAUGAGUUGAUGAGCUCCUCUUUGGGACUCGAAGUCGCCUCAGUCUCAAGUCCGAGUGCGAGAUGCGAUGGUAGCGGACACACUCCGUGAGUGCGUACUCAGCCGCCCCAGCUCCAUCUCCUCACCUCCUGAAGACAUAGGCGUCAAGGUGACCAAUUUUCUCUUUUCAGUCGCGGAAAAUCGGAUAGACGUUUUCUCCACGCCUUUUUUAAGUACUCCCUCCAUUUUCCCCGUAGAUUGCGCAUAAGCUAUUGUGACGCAGUGUGGCGUUCGUGAUUUCCUGCAUAGCCGCUUUCGCAAUAAAACCCGUCGGACGUGUGCCUUCUUGCGAAUGGCAGUUCUCGACCUUUUCCGGCACUUCUACAUCGUUACUACUUAGCCAUAAUGACCGGGUGAUUGUGAGAAUCCCACCUCGUCGUUGAAGGUGAGUCAGGUGUUUGAAAACUUGAGACUCAGUUGCCCCAGGCGCAGAUUUAUUAACCCUUGUCGAUACAAUUUUCGAUUUGCGAAAAUGCGCUCUGUUAAGAUCUGAGGGCUAACCGCCACCCAGAAGUCACCAUAAAUGGUCAAGAACUAACGACCGACAGGAGGACUGUGUCUUUUCGUCUGAGCGUCCUGGUGGACAUCGAAUAACAGUUAUAACUGCGCUACUCAAGUGGGUUUCGCACGAAAAAAGCACCAUGCGAUCAGCUCGUUCAGCACGAGGAGGGACAGAUGAAGAUGGUAGGAAAUUUUGGAAAGUCCCGUUCGCAUGACUCGUACCGAGAAAACGAAGCCAAUGACUUGACGAAGUGAACGGAUAACGCAUCCGAAUUUACUGAUGAAACAGCAGAGAAGAGGCAUGAAAUCAGAUCUAAUGUGAUAGGCAGUUGGUGAAUGGGGGAGGAGAAGAGUGAAGAGGCGAUAAUGCACGGUAGAGCAUGGAAGCAAGUACCUCCACUAUUACAGGUGGCCUUGCGAUAAAUUCAAGACAGUUAGGGCUAAAGUUAGGACGCGGGAAUAGGUAGAGUCCGCAAAAUUCGGUGCAAGGCUACCUGUAAUGCGAGGAUAUUAAUUCCACUGACCAAUCAAGUGCACGACCACGGUUAAAAAAACAGUAUCCCUCCAGACUCUCUAGUCGUUGUCUUCUAUUGACUUCCACUAAAUAAGUGACAAUGCAAAAAGUUAUGGAUAUUGUGCCGACAGUCGUAUUUCUGGUUGUUAGAGGCAGGUGCGUUGACUAAACAUGGAACUUCUGAUCCGUGAGCUGAAUAACACAAAGGCAGUGAUCUUGCCGAUCUCUUAUAUUGUUUUGCCGACUCACCUGCCUACUUCCAUCUUCUGCACUCUAUCCGUGCAUAGACGGCGAUGAGGCCUACAGAAGAGGCGAAGGAUUUGUGAAUCGGUGGAAACACUUCUGGCCAGAAGAGUGCCACGGCAAAUGGCGCCACCUUGUCUGCAUUCCUGCCCUUGAGGACUUGCAGCCCCUCUUCCGACUGCAGUCGCCCGAACUGUUCAUCAACAAGUUUGUUAUGCACCUGAACAGCGACGUUCUAGAUGUCACUGAGGGCUGGUUCUACGACCGACAAGAUUGGCUCUACCGUCAUCAGAAUCUCACGUUCGCCCCCCUGGACUUUUUUGCAAACCUCCCACAUGUAAAGUACCAGAUUAAUAGGACAUUAAAUGCACUAGAAAAAAGUUGA
Molecule: messenger RNA, 16858 nt
Organism: Spirometra erinaceieuropaei
Lineage: Eukaryota; Metazoa; Platyhelminthes; Cestoda; Diphyllobothriidea; Diphyllobothriidae
Source: the annotation of a GenBank genome assembly